GCCGUGGUCGCGCCGGGCCCUCUGCGGUCGGUCCGAGCGUCCGUCCGCGCCGUCGGCCAUGGCCGCACGCCCCACGGGCCUCGCGCGCCGCUGCCUGCUGGCGCUCACGCUCUGCUGCUGCUGGGGAGCCUUGGCAGUGGUCGCCCAGAAGCCGGGCGCCGGCUGUCCCAGCCGCUGCCUCUGCUUCCGUACCACCGUGCGCUGCAUGCAUCUGCUGCUGGAGACCGUGCCCGCCGUGGCGCCGCAGACCUCCAUCCUGGAUCUUCGCUUUAACAGAAUUAGAGAGAUCCAGCCAGGAGCCUUCAGGCGGCUGAGAAAUUUGAACACACUGCUUCUCAACAAUAAUCAGAUCAAGAGGAUACCCAGUGGAGCAUUCGAAGACUUGGAGAACUUAAAAUAUCUCUAUUUGUACAAGAAUGAGAUCCAGUCAAUUGACAGGGAGGCAUUUAAGGGACUUGCCUCUCUAGAGCAACUAUACCUGCACUUUAAUCAGAUAGAAACUCUGGACCCAGAAUCAUUUCAGCAUUUACCAAAGCUUGAAAGGCUGUUUUUGCACAACAACCGGAUUACACAUUUAGUUCCAGGGACAUUUAAUCACUUGGAAUCUAUGAAAAGGCUGCGGCUGGAUUCAAACGCGCUUCACUGCGACUGUGAAAUCCUGUGGUUGGCGGACUUGCUGAAGACCUACGCGCAGUCAGGGAAUGCACAGGCCGCUGCCACCUGCGAGUACCCCAGGCGCAUCCAGGGCCGCUCUGUGGCAACUGUUACUCCAGAAGAGCUGGACUGUGAAAGGCCCCGGAUUACAUCUGAGCCCCAGGAUGCAGACGUCACCUCAGGGAACACGGUGUACUUCACCUGCAGAGCCGAAGGCAACCCCAAACCCGAGAUCAUCUGGCUGCGAAACAACAAUGAGCUGAGCAUGAAGACGGAUUCCCGCCUCAACUUGCUAGAUGAUGGGACCUUGAUGAUCCGGAACACCCAGGAGACCGACCAGGGCAUUUACCAGUGCAUGGCAAAAAACGUGGCCGGAGAGGUGAAGACUCAGGAGGUGACCCUCAGGUACUUUGGGUCUCCAGCUCGACCCACUUUUGUAAUCCAGCCACAGAACACGGAGGUGCUGGUUGGGGAGAGCGUCACUCUGGAGUGCAGUGCCACAGGCCACCCCUUGCCUCGCAUCUCCUGGACGAGAGGGGACCGGACCCCUUUGCCAGCGGACCCUCGAGUGAAUAUCACUCCCUCUGGUGGCCUUUACAUUCAGAAUGUCGUCCAGGAGGACAGCGGGGAGUACACAUGCUUUGCAUCCAACAGUGUAGAGAGCGUCCACGCCACCGCAUUCAUCAUCGUGCAGGCGCUUCCUGAGUUCACUGUGACCCCCCAGGACAGAGUUGUUAUCGAGGGUCAGACGGUUGACUUCCAGUGUGAGGCAAAGGGCAACCCUCAGCCUGUCAUCGCCUGGACCAAGGGAGCUCCUGAAGUCCGGGGCUCCCAGAAGGUCGUGGCCCACCUGACGGUGCAGCCCAGAGUGACUCCGGUGUUUGCCAGUGUCCCCAGCGACAUGACAGUGGAGGUGGGCACCAACGUGCAGCUGCCUUGUAGCUCCCAGGGCGAGCCCGAGCCGGCCAUCACCUGGAACAAGGAUGGGGUUCAGGUAACAGAAAGUGGAAAGUUUCACAUCAGCCCUGAGGGAUUCCUGACGAUCAACGACGUUGGCACAGCGGACGCCGGGCGCUAUGAGUGCGUGGCCCGGAACACUAUCGGGUCUGCCUCAGUGAGCGUGGUGCUCAGCGUGAAUGUUCCUGAUGUCAGUCGGAAUGGGGACCCCUUUGUAGCCACAUCCAUCGUGGAGGCCAUCGCGACAGUUGACAGAGCGAUCAACUCCACUCGGACACACUUGUUUGACAGCCGUCCCCGUUCUCCAAAUGACUUGCUGGCCUUGUUCCGCUACCCGAGGGACCCUGUGGAGGUGGGGGAGGGGUCCAUCAACAGUGCCCUGAGCAGGUCCCCCCAGGGCGGACAGGUGGCCUCUCCCCAGGGCUCAGGCCGCGCUGCUCUGCCCACAGGUUACCACUACAACGACCUGGUGUCCCCACAGUACCUGCACCUCAUCGCCAACCUCUCGGGCUGCACCGCCCACCGGCGUGUGAACAACUGCUCGGACAUGUGCUUCCACCAGCGGUACCGCGCUCACGAUGGUACGUGCAACAACCUGCAGAGGCCCAUGUGGGGCGCCUCGCUGACAGCCUUCGAGCGCCUGCUGAAGUCAGUGUAUGAGAAUGGAUUCAAUACGCCCCGCGGCAUCAACCCCCACCGGCUGUACAACGGCCACGCGCUCCCUGCGCCCCGCUUGGUGUCCACCACGCUAAUCGGGACAGAGGCUGUGACACCAGACGAGCAGUUCACACACAUGCUGAUGCAGUGGGGCCAGUUCCUGGACCACGACCUGGACUCCACGGUGGUGGCCCUGAGCCAGGCCCGCUUCUCCGAUGGGCAGCACUGCAGCUCCGCCUGCAGCAGCGACCCGCCCUGCUUCUCUGUCCUGAUCCCGCCCAACGACCCCCGUGCCAGGAGCGGCGCCCGCUGCAUGUUCUUCGUGCGCUCCAGCCCCGUGUGCGGCAGCGGCAUGACGUCACUGCUCAUGAACUCCGUGUACCCGCGGGAGCAGAUAAACCAGCUCACGUCCUACAUCGACGCGUCCAACGUGUACGGGAGCACGGAGCACGAGGCGCGGGGCAUCCGGGACCUGGCCAGCCACCGGGGCCUGCUGAGGCAGGGCAUCGUGCAGCGGUCCGGGAAGCCGCUGCUGCCCUUCGCCGCGGGGCCGCCCACCGAGUGCAUGCGGGACGAGAGCGAGAGCCCCAUCCCCUGCUUCCUGGCCGGCGACCACCGCGCCAACGAGCAGCUGGGCCUGACCAGCAUGCACACGCUGUGGUUCCGGGAGCACAACCGCAUCGCCGCGGAGCUGCUCCGCCUGAACCCGCACUGGGACGGCGACACCAUCUACCAUGAGGCCAGGAAGCUGGUGGGCGCCCAGAUGCAGCACAUCACCUACCAGCACUGGCUGCCCAAGGUGCUGGGCGAGGUGGGCAUGAAGAUGCUGGGGGAGUACAGGGGCUAUGACCCCGGCGUCAACGCUGGCAUCUUCAACGCCUUUGCCACUGCUGCCUUCCGGUUUGGCCACACGCUGGUCAACCCGGUGCUUUACCGGCUGGACGAGAAUUUCCAGCCCAUCGCACAAGGCCACUUGCCCCUGCACAAAGCCUUCUUCUCUCCCUUCCGGAUUGUGAACGAGGGGGGCAUCGACCCUCUUCUCCGGGGGCUGUUCGGGGUGGCGGGGAAGAUGCGUGUGCCCUCCCAGCUGCUGAACAUGGAGCUCACGGAGCGGCUGUUCUCUAUGGCCCACACGGUGGCCCUGGACCUGGCAGCCAUCAACAUCCAGCGGGGCCGCGACCACGGAAUCCCGCCCUACCACGACUACAGGGUCUACUGCAACCUGUCGGCGGCACACACCUUCGAGGAUCUAAAAAAUGAGAUCAAAAACCCCGAGAUCCGGGAGAAGCUGAAAAGGUUGUACGGCUCCACGCUCAACAUCGACCUGUUCCCGGCCCUUGUGGUGGAAGACCUGGUCCCUGGCAGCCGGCUGGGGCCCACGCUGAUGUGUCUGCUCAGCACACAAUUCAGGCGCCUCCGUGACGGGGACAGGUUGUGGUACGAGAACCCUGGGGUGUUCUCCCCCGCCCAGCUGACGCAGAUCAGACAGACCUCGCUGGCCAGGAUCCUGUGUGACAACUCGGACAACAUCACCCGCGUGCAGAGGGAUGUGUUCAGAGUGGCAGAGUUCCCCCAUGGCUACGGGAGCUGUGACGAGGUCCCCAGGGUGGACCUCAGGGUGUGGCAGGACUGCUGUGAAGACUGCAGGACCAGGGGACAGUUCAACGUGUUUUCCCACCAUUUCCGAGGCAGACGGUCUGUUGAAUUCAGCUACCAGGAGGACAAGCCGGCCAAGAAGAGGCAGCCUCGGGAGAUGCUAAGUUUUGGGAAGCAUGGUCCACGUCUCAGCAAUGCCACCUCAGCCCUCGGGAAGCACUCGAACGGACUAGGAACAAAUGACUUCAAGGAGUUUGUUCUGGAAAUGCAGAAGACCAUCACAGACCUCAGGAAGCAGAAUGGGCAGGUCACCUGCUUCGUGGAAGCCUGCCAACCUGUCGCUUGUCUGGCACCUGUGAAAACUGAAGGAGCCUGCUGUCCAGUCUGCUCACAGAACACUGCAGAAGGAAAACCGUAGGCUCUGGUCUGGCCCCUGGGGUUUGUCUGCUGAGCCAUCGUGACAUCAGGUGGCCAAUACAGGCAUCUGCAGACCAGAGGAGACACCGGAACUCACAGUGUAUCAUGGCCAUGUCAUCUGGUGCUGUCACAGGUGGGGCAGGCGGCUCUGAGCAUCCAUGGAGAGGGAGACACAGCAAGUGCGUGGAUGGGGAGCCGACUCAUGGCUGAACUUCCUGUUAGACUUCUCAGGUUUUUAUUUAAUUCUUUUAAAACGAAAAAUUGGUGCUACUAUUAAAUUGCACAGUUAAAGCAUUUAGGCUCCUAAAUUGAUUUCACCUGAUAACACCAUUCCUUUUUAAUAAUUAAAGCAGGAUACCUCUAAAUUUCAGUGCUGCCUGAUUCUGGUGCUGGGAACAUAGAGGUGUGUCCUUGCAUGUGGGGGGAGCUGGCAGCUGCCGGAGGGGGCACCCCCAGAACCAGGGCUGCCUCACAAGCUACACUUAAAAUUGAAGUUAGUGUGUGGCGAGUGGAGUGGAGUCUUCUGAGAGCAUCGGCGGGUUGCAGGCUCCUGUGCAGGGCAUGCCCGGUGCCUCCAUCACCCGGGGCAGCCAUUCCCCCCUGGGCUCUGUCACACCUCCCCACUCAUCAGCAUCUAACCCAGGACAGACAUCCUUUGCAGAUCCUGUGACUCUUUGCUUCAGCACAUUCCGUGCAUGACAAGGACAUUAAUAAGCCACAUCUAGAAACAGCUGGUUUCCACGUGUGGCUUGCUGACGUUCCGCCUUGUGAGCCGAAUGGUGACGAGACCAACACCUACCAAGUGCCCACUGUGUGUGUUGGCGGGUCUGGGGACGGCAGGCUCUCGUUUUAUCUAACUUCAGGUGUGUGAGUGUGUUUAAAAAAAUGAAUCCCUAUACCUCAUUUGUAUUUUUAAAAUGCAUGAUGUUUUAUGAAAAUUUAGAUGGGACAGAAAAACCAUUUCUACUAUGCAAAAUUUCCUAUAGAAUUCAGUGACUAGCAACUGUCAUACCUCACAGGCUCCCUCUUUAAUUGAUCAAGACCUUCCCUCUUGUCCUACAUAUGAAAUGAUCUGUGUUAUGAGGAGCCUCUCCCUGAACAGGCGAGUUCAGUACACACCCUGCCCUGGGCACCCACUGAGUGUCAGACUCUGAGAUGGGGACAUGAGGAAGGCUGCCCUCCUAGAGCCCUGGCCCAGGGGGCAGAGGAGGAAGACCUGAGGUUACAGGUGGCAGGUGUCCAAACUUGGUGGCAUGACACUAAGACCCAUUAGAGGCAGGGUUCCAUGCAGUGCCUGGCGUGGUUGGGCAUGUGCUGUGUCCUGUAUGAUUUGGGCACGUGCUGUGUCCAGUAUGAUUUGCACACGAGCUGUGUUCCAGCAUGAGCGUCCUUCCCACAGGAAGAGACAUGAGGGAUGUGGGCCCCAGUCCAGCUGGGAGAACAUUCAUGGGGUUUGAUGUAUCAAGUCUUGACUGCUUAUUCUGUUACUAAGUGAUAAGAACUGGCUGGUGUUUCAUGACACAUGGGAUAGAUUUCUGUAAAAUAGGAUGUAUUUGUCUAAAAGCUGAUGGUGUCACAUAGGUCGCUCAGGUAUACAGGAGGAGGCAGCACAUUCUAUAUUCCGUAAGUGUUUUGCCAUCUUCUAAAUGCCUUGGAGACUUUCAGUGAGGUCACAUGUGCAGCAGCCAACAGCUGUGUUCUCCAAGCGGCAGGGUGGGAAGCCAGCUGUGAUUCACAAAACCCUAUAAUUCUAAUUCAAAGCAAUGUCUGCAGAAACACCAGUGUGAGAGGAUACACAUUCUCAGAAGCAGUGGGCAGCCUGAGUGGACGUUUUCAGCAGCCACGUGGGGGCUGCUGUAAUAGGAAUCAAAGUGUACAUAUUUACUUUCUGACUGCAGCCAACAGCCAAGUGCCUUUUAUGAUCAUUGUAUCCAGAGCAUUACCAAAGAAAUGUUUGCACUAUGUAAUGCCUUUCAGUUCAAAUAA
Messenger RNA from Otolemur garnettii (small-eared galago), 6267 nucleotides. RefSeq names its product peroxidasin (gene PXDN). Gene Ontology annotation, biological process: response to oxidative stress. The record is from RefSeq and is a predicted model, not a curated record. The coding region runs from base 59 to 4282 and encodes 1407 amino acids. Lineage: Eukaryota; Metazoa; Chordata; Mammalia; Primates; Galagidae. The transcript is spliced from 23 exons. Gene Ontology annotation, molecular function: peroxidase activity; heme binding; protein binding.